GCAAAACAUGUGUUGUAUUUGUUAUGAAUCAUGUGUUCGUUAUUUUAGUUGUUUUUUUGUGACCAAAACAUCACCGAAAAUGUGUUCGCGAGAGAGACCUAACGUAUUGAUCACCGGAACGCCGGCGACGGGCAAGACAUCCAUCUGUGAGCGCAUCCGAAGACAAUUACCCGACUAUGAGGUGAUGGAUGUCUCGCACUUCUGCCGCAACAACGGCUGCAUUGAGUCUCACGACAACCACUUAGACACCGAUAUCAUCGACGAAGACAUGUUGGACGAGAAGCUGUCGCCGGCCAUCGCUUCCGGCGGUUAUCUCGUUGACCAUCACUCGCCGUCUCUGAUCGCCAAAGAGCUGAUCGACGUGGUAUUCAUAAUGCGCUGCAAUAAUACUCUACUCUACGAUCGACUCAAAGAGAGGUCUUAUAGCGAGGUUAAGAUCACCGCUAAUAUUGAGUGCGAGAUCUUCGAGACCAUUGUUGAGGAAGCGGUCGAAUGGUUUGGAUCUGAUGUCUGCCAUCAGUUGACUAAUGAAACGGAGGAGGAAUUGGACACAAAUUGUCAGAAGAUUUGCGAUUGGAUUCAGAAAUACAAACCGAAAUAAUUGUUAUAUUUAUCGCAC
Molecule: messenger RNA, 619 nt
Organism: Medioppia subpectinata
Lineage: Eukaryota; Metazoa; Arthropoda; Arachnida; Sarcoptiformes; Oppiidae
Source: the annotation of a GenBank genome assembly